AUGUCUCUCAAUGGGCUAGAGACUCCCGCCAUCGUCGAGGCCUACCAGAGCGCGCUGGCCGACGCCGGCGGAUGGUUUCUGUUACACUACGUCUCCAGGGAUGAGGUCGCCCUCCUCGAGCGCGGCACCGGUGGGGUGGCAGAGGUCCGUAAUGCCAUCGAGAACUACGAAGAGACCUCCCCCCUCUACGGCUUCCUGCAUUACCGGCGAAGGAAGGUGAUCCUGCGGUACAUGCCCGAGGGGUUGUCACGGCUGAUCCAAGCCCGAAGCAAUGUGCAAUUUCAGUCCGUGACCGACAAAUUCUCCCCGAACGACACCGUUCUGGCCCUGACCCAGGCCUCAGAACUGAGCGAGAGUUCCUUGUCCUCAGCAUGUCUCCUUCACACGGCGUCCGGAUCCAUCACCUCGUCGUCAAGCUCGCUCCGUCGUCGUCGAUUGAUGGAAAUCACCGAAGAUGCCGAGGAAAGCGGUGCGAAGGAAGAGACCAAGGGCCACCCGGUGCCACCACCUAAGGCCCCGGGCCGUCAACGAUCAGGAAGUCAAAUAUCAGAAGCCACUGUUGUGCCGCCGCCGCCGCCGCCGAUGACGACGACUACCUCACCCCAGCAGCCGACUACAGCGCCAGCCGCACCACCACCAACCUCGCCGGACCCCGGAACUUCAUCGCCCGAUCUCCGUCCCCCACCGUCUCGAGCAAGCUCCCGCGGAAGAAGCCCAAGUGAAAUGCAAUCGGUGACGACGUCGCCCAGAUCUCCCGAUUCCGGGUCGGAGCAUUCCAAGUAUCGGAACAUCCUGGAUGAGUUUCCCCGGCCGUCAGAGGAGGCACGGAUGUCAACCCAAUCCGCCCGGCCAUCACUGCGGGAGUUGGAACGGGCAGCCGGGUAUACACCCAAGGUCAAGCUGGGGCCUCGCCCAUCGGUUGAUCAAAGUGGCCGUCCCCGUACGGCGGGCAGCUCGCGGAAUCCAGAUCAGCGGCCCGUUGCAUCGCUACCGUCCAACAUGCGCUCGUCCUCGGUACGGAAAUCCAACAAUGCUGCCCCCGAUCCACCUCGUCCUCGAUCCCAAGGAAGUUCAUUCGCAAGCAGACCGAACAGACGAGCUCCGCCAAUUCCUCCGCUACUUGUUCCACCACCCUCAAUACCUAUCUCGAGGCCGCAGUUGUCCCCCGGUGCCAAAUCUCUGGGCGCAUUGUCAACAUCUUCUGGAUUGACGCCGGAGAAGGAACGGUUGAUGAAGGCAUUGCAACAGCGAAAGAAGAACAUGGCAAAACGCGCAGAGUCCAAGAAGAAACAUGACAUUCCAGAUGUGGAGGAACAACCCAAAACCGAGGAUGAAGCUACCAAAAUGACCGAAGGGAAUAAAGAAAACAUCAGCCCAGAACCCGAGUCUGGGAGAAUCGAGAUUGAACAGCAAUCUUUCAAAGAAGAAGAAAUGACUAUGGAGCAGCCACUUCCAGCAACAGAGGUUCCCCACGACGCUGUAGAGCCUCAAAAAGAAUCGCGAACGCCAGCUGAGGUGCCGGUUCCCCCUGUCGAGAAAGAGGCCAUCGUUGCAGGUGAUCAGGAAGAGCUGACAUCGCCCGCGCCUGAGUCGAUCUCGAAGGAAGAUACAACCCCUCAGGAAGAGACAGUCGAGGCCGAGGAAAAACAGCGGUCUCCCACACCUGGGACACCAGAGCCAGAAUCAUCCACGGCUGUGCCUGUGUCAAAUUCCGAAGGUGAACCAUCAUCACAUACCUCUGGGCCUAGUGCCGAUACCACAUUCUCCUCUACCCAUAUCGAUCCAUCUUUCGACCCUGCUCUGUCGGAGACGCCGCAGACCGUCUGGGAAGAUGAAGCACGCGCUGAUCUCGAAGACUCCGCAAUCCUUGGCCAAAGCGAGACUAAGAGCGACCUAGUCCCACCUAGCGCCGUUCUCGAAUCUCCACUUGACAGGGAGGCACCCGAAGUUUCAGACGCGAAGACUGAACCGGGGGAUGCUCCUUUUCAACAACCAGAAGCCUCGCCAGCCGCGGACCAGCAGCUGGAGAAGGCUCAAUCUGUAGGAACUCUCUCAGAAGAGGCCACUGACUCGACUACAUUGCCUGCCACGUCUUUUGCCGACGCGCCCCCAAGCCCCGUGGCGGAGCCCUCGAUCGCGCCCUUUUUGGUGUCGAUUGAGGCUGCUCCCGAGCAAACACCUAGCCCCAAAGCAGAGCCGCUCCCCUUGGAUCAACGACGGAGGAUCCACCUGGAGCCAAUCCAGGUCCCGACACAAGAGUACUCUGACGACGACAAUCUUUUGUCGGACGAUUCCUUCAUGGAGGAGCUGAGAUCGGCCACCGUGCAGGAGGCCAGACCGGUCUCGGUCAAGUCGCCCAAUGGCGGCGAGAACUCCUGGAAGGGCUCUCGCGCUGUCUCCAGCCCGCAUGGUCUCGCCUCUCCGUCCGCUGUUCAGGCGCUGCAUGUGGGCAGGUCCGCAUCCAGCACCUAUCCCGAGAAUGGACCUUCAACUCCUGUGCUUAUGGCCAAGAAGAUCAACGUAUCUUCUGGUAUCUCCUCUCGUAUCAAAGCACUGGAGAAGUUUUCUUCCCGUGAAGGGACCCCUUCAGGCUCAACAAUCAAUGUGAAUGGGCCCUCGACCUCUUCCUCUUUUGAAAAUCUGCGCAAGCGUGCAUCUGUCUCGUUCCCUAAUGGCACCACACCGGAUUUCUCUCGCGCCCCCAGCGUGAAUCAUCACGACUCACGCCCUGCUUCGAAUGGCGCGCGCCGUACCAACUCAAUAUCCGUGACGGCCCGUAUUAUUCGUGAUAGUGAUGCCUCGCCCGAUUCCGCUGGGCUCGAUCCUACAGAGUCUGAUGCUCUCAACCUCCAGGCCAGUCCUUUGACCGUGGAGCACGACACCUCGGACGAGCUGACCGCACAAACCCCGACGGCCGAGGCAGCCAAUCGGCCCGAGGACCGCAGCAUGUCAAUCUCGUCUGUAGGAUCUAGCCGGCAAGCAGCGUCCCUCUCUCGCCCAGGGAGCCGACUUUCCGUAUCUUCGCGUUCCAAGACCGAUGAGAUCGUCAACUCAUCCUCGCCCACCGAGGAGAAGAAGGGUUCUCGGGCCUCGCGCCUCAUGCGUCGUGUGUCCUCCAUUACCUCAAACUCGCGUCGCAGCAUAAUCGGGGCUCUUUCUCCGCCAGUGAAAGAGGAAGACAUCGGUCCGAUCACACAGCACGAAUCGGCUAUCUCUCCUUCGCCAUCUCGCCCCCAUCUCCCUGACCCCAUCGAUAUUGGUGAGGUCAACGUGCAAUUCCCGGAUACGCUUCUCUGGAAGCGUCGAUUCAUGCGUAUUGACCAGGGUGGAUAUCUUGUUCUGGCUCCUGGCACCACCGAUGCCGCUGCUCGUAACAUGACCAAGCGUUAUCACCUGAGUGAGUUCCGAACCCCUUGUCUUCCUGAUGAGGAUAUGCAGGAGUUGCCAAACAGCAUCCUGCUGGACUUUUUGGACGGUAGCACCCUCCAAUGUGCUUGCGAGUCGCGACAGGGACAAGCUUCUGCUCUGCAGACCCUUGUCGACGCUCACAACGCCCAUCAACAAUAG
Molecule: messenger RNA, 3567 nt
Organism: Penicillium argentinense
Lineage: Eukaryota; Fungi; Ascomycota; Eurotiomycetes; Eurotiales; Aspergillaceae
Exons: 4
Coding region: 1-3567 (1188 amino acids)
Source: RefSeq, a predicted model, not a curated record